AAAAGAAGGAAUUUUUGUGCGACGUUAUGCUAGUUCUCUCUGUUUUUGACCAUUCCUUUUGUUUUUUGUUUUUUUUAUUUUUUUAUUUUUUUGGGUGAAUUCUUUUUUAACUUUUCGUUUGAAUGGCAAGUUGUGCAAACUAAUUUUCUAUCUGUCUCCAUUAUUCUCUUUAUAACCCUUGUCUGAUAAGAUAAAGUGAUAAACCCCAUAAUACAACAGAUUAAAAAAAAAAAAAUCGUACAAUUUUUUUUUAAAUAAUAUGUGAAAAUUAAUUAACCACUCUUUUAUUUUAUUUUAUUUUAUUUUUUGAGAAACACACAAAAGAAACCGAGAGGAUAGGGGGAGAGAAUAUAUAUGAUAUGGAUGUGCUAUUGUAAUUGCAACAAAAUUAGAGAAGUGAGAGGGAGACUUGAGAAAGACUGAAAGAGAGAGAGAGAAAGAGAAAGAAAUGGGAAGAGGAAGAGUGGUGUUGGAGAGAAUAGAGAAUAAGAUCAAUCGGCAAGUGACUUUCUCAAAGAGAAGGAAUGGAUUGCUUAAGAAAGCUUGCGAGCUCUCUGUGUUGUGCGAUGCUGAAGUCGGUCUCAUCAUCUUCUCCAGCCGUGGCAAGCUCUUCGAGUUUGGCAGCACCGACAGUUUGAAGAAAAUUCUUGAGAGGUAUCGCCACUUUUGUUACACUUCAGAAGACUAUCACAAUAUUGUUGAAAACGAAACGCAGAACUUAUACCAAGAAGUGUCAAGAUUAAGGGUUAGACACCAAUCUCUUCAGCUUUCAGAGAGGCAUUUGCAUGGAGAAAAUCUAGAAGAGCUUGGUAUAAAAGAAUUGCAAAAUCUUGAGAAACAGCUUGACCGAACCAUCGUACAAACUAGACAGCGGAAGACCCAAAUGAUGUUAAAACGAUUGGAAGAUCUACGCGAAAAAGAGCGUAAUCUUGAAGAGAUAAAUAAACAGCUAAAGUCUAAGCUUGAAGAAGGAAGACAUGCUUCACCAAUCCAAGGUGGAGGGGAUCCUAACGCAGUAGAUGUUAACAACAGGUUCAUGUCGUAUCCUACACAAAAUCACUGCUUUCAGUCACAACCAUUCUUACAGAUGGGGUAUCACAGUUCUAUCCAUCAAGAAAAAGCAAUUAAUGAAGCAAGGACCAUGGCGGGUGGGAAUAGAUGGAACCAGGACAAUUGGCUUCUUUGAAAAAUGUCCAUCUUUUAGUUAAUAUUCUGGCAUGAGGAGCCACCUGAUUAAGAAAAUGGAGGCGCAUGUUUAGCUUGGAAUUAAUGUAGCCCUAAUUGAGUGUAUGCAUGACUACAGAUACAAACUCUACACUUUCUGAAGUACUUGAGUUAAUAUAAGAAAUAAAUAAGUGAAUAUAUAUCAUAUGAAA
Molecule: messenger RNA, 1376 nt
Organism: Ziziphus jujuba (common jujube)
Lineage: Eukaryota; Viridiplantae; Streptophyta; Magnoliopsida; Rosales; Rhamnaceae
Product: agamous-like MADS-box protein MADS3
Exons: 8
Coding region: 449-1186 (245 amino acids)
Biological process (GO): positive regulation of transcription by RNA polymerase II
Cellular component (GO): nucleus
Molecular function (GO): DNA-binding transcription factor activity, RNA polymerase II-specific; RNA polymerase II cis-regulatory region sequence-specific DNA binding; protein dimerization activity
Source: RefSeq, a predicted model, not a curated record